Messenger RNA from Nycticebus coucang (slow loris), 3733 nucleotides. It is a transcript of the gene PRG4, whose product is annotated as proteoglycan 4. The record is from RefSeq and is a predicted model, not a curated record. The transcript has 13 exons. Gene Ontology annotation, molecular function: polysaccharide binding; scavenger receptor activity. Gene Ontology annotation, biological process: immune response. NCBI's taxonomy places the organism in Eukaryota, Metazoa, Chordata, Mammalia, Primates, Lorisidae. Bases 44 to 3637 code for a protein of 1197 amino acids.
AUUCAUCUAUUCAUUUACGGAAGUGCAAUUCCUGAGAAUAAUCAUGGAAUGGAAAACACUUCCCAUUUAUUUUCUGCUGCUGCUUUCUGUUUUCUUGGUUCAGCAAGUUUCAUCUCAAGAUUUAUCAAGCUGUGCAGGGAGAUGUGGGGAAGGGUAUUCUAGAGAUGCCGUCUGCAACUGUGAUUAUAACUGUCAACACUACAUGGAGUGCUGCCCUGAUUUCAAGAGAGUCUGCACUGCGGAUCUUUCCUGUAAAGGCCGCUGCUUUGAGUCCUUUGAGAGAGGCAGGGAGUGUGACUGUGACGCCCAGUGUAAGAAGUAUGACAAAUGCUGCCCUGACUACGAGAGUUUCUGUGCAGAAGUGCAUAAAUCCACACCACCAACAUCUUCAAAGACUACACCUCAGCCUCCAGGAGCACGUCAGAACAUCAAAUCAACAACCAAACGUUCACCCAGAUUACCAGACAAGAAGAAGACUAAAACAGUUGUAGAAUCAGAAGAAAUAACAGAAGAACAUUCUGUUUCUGAAAAUCAAGAGUCCUCCUCUUCCUCCUCCUCUUCUUCCUCCUCUUCAACUACUCGGAAAGUCAAGUCUUCCAAAAAUUCAGCUGCUAAUAGAGAAUUACAGAAGAAAUCCACAGUAAAAGAUAACAAGAAGAAAAGAACUCCUAAAAAGAUACCUCCCCCAGAACCACCAGUUAUAGAUGAACCUGGAAGUGGUCUGGACAAUGAUGAUUUCAAGCCCACCCCAAUUCCGGAUGCUCCUACCACUGAACGCAACAAAGUUACCACAUCUCCCAAGAUUACAACAGCAAAACCAAAAAAUCCUAAACCCAGUCCUCCACCUAAUGCUGAUAAAUCUGAAGAGACAUCUUUGACAGCCAAGAAAGAGACAACAUCUGAAACUGAAGAGACUACUAUAACAAAUAAACAAACUUCAGCUAGUGCAAAAAAGGAAACUACUUCAGCUAAAGAGAUACACAAUACAGAGAAAACAUCUGCUAAAGAUUUAGCACCCACAUCUCAAGUGCCUGGAAAACCUACACCCCAGGCUGAAACUACAACCAAAGCCCCCGCUAUCACCACCCCCAAGGAGCCUACACCCACUCCCCCCAAGGACCCUGCACCCACCACCCCCAAGGAGCCUGCAUCCACCACCACCAAGGAGCCUGCACCCACCACCCCCAAGGAGCCUGCACCCACCACCCCCAAGAAGCCUGCACCCACCACCACCAAAAAGCCUGCACCCACCACCACCAAGGAGCCUGCACCCACCACCCCCAAGGAGCCUGCACCCACCACCACCAAGGAGCCUGCACCCACCACCCCCAAGGAGCCUGCACCCACCACCACCAAGGAGCCUGCACCCAACACCCCCAGGGAGCCUGCACCCACCACCACCAAGGAGCCUGCACCCACCACCCCCAAGGAGCCUGCACCCACCACCCCCAAGAAGCCUGCACCCACUAUCCCCAAGGAGCCUGCACCCACCACCACCAAGGAGCCUGCACCCACCACUCCCAAGGAGCCUGCACCCACCACCACCAAGGAGCCUGCACCCACCACCACCAAGGAGCCUGCACCCACCACUCCCAAGGAACCUGCACCCACCACCUCCAAGGAGCCUGCACCCACCACCCCCAAGGAACCUGCACCCACCCCCCCCAAGGAGCCUGCACCCACCACCCCCAAGGAGCCUGCACCCACCAGCCCCAAGGAGCCUGCACCCACUCCCCCCAAGGAGUCUGCACCCACCCCACCCAAGGAGCCUGCACCUACCAGCCCCAAGGAGCCUGCACCGACUACUCCCAAGAAACCAGCUCCAACUACUCCCAAGGAGCCUGCACCCACUACUCCCAAGGAACCAGCUCCCACCACUACCAAGGAACCAGCUCCCACCACUACCAGGGAGCCUGCUCCCAUGACCCCCAAGGAGCCCCCACCUGCCACUCCCAAGGACUCUGCUCCAACUACCCCCAAGAAGCCUGCUUCAACUGCUCCUGAGACACUUGCUCCGACCACCUCUAGUCCAAGUACAACUAUGGAGCCUCCCACUAUCCCUGAGAACCCUCCUGAAUCUACUCCUGAGUUCUCUGCAGAACCCACACCAGAGGAUCUUGAAAACAGUCCCAGGGAGCCUGCUGACCCUACGAGUAAGACUCCAGAAGUGAGCAAAUAUGAAAUGACUACAACAACUACAGACAAGACAACAGAAAAAGACACACAUACUACGCCUGAAGCUACAACGGCCGCUCCUAAGAUCACGACAGAAGAGACUGCAACCACAAGAGAAGAAACUACUGCAUCCAAAUCAACAAGCACAACCCCACAAGUGACAUCCCCCAUGACUCAAGACGCCACAUCACUCAGGGUGACCACUCCUAAAGCAACGACCCUGGCACCCAAAGUCACUACCGCAGCAAAGGAGACAACUGCCACAACCGAGACCACGAAAACACCUGAACAAACAGCUGAACCGAAAGAUGUGCCGGCUACUUCGAAAGCCACAACUCCCAAACCCACUUCUACCAGAAAACCAAGGCCAACAACUAGAACAAGAAAGCCAAAGACAACAACUUCUCCAGUGACUACUACAGCCAUGCCUGUGGUGAACCCCACCUCCCGAGCAGAAACCACACUCCAGACCAACACCAGCCCUAACCAGACUCCAAACUUGCUAAGAGUAGAAGAAAAUCCAAAGGGCGAAGAUGCGCCUGGUGCUGAAGGAGAAAAACCUCACCUGAUUCCCAGGCCGCCUGUGUUAAUUCCUAUAGUUAUUCCAGGCACUGAUCACAUAGUAAGAAGACCCAAUCAAGGCAUUAGCUUCGACCCUAUGCUUUCAGAUGAGACCAAUUUAUGCAAUGGCAAGCCAGUAGAUGGACUGACCACUUUGCGCAAUGGGACGCUAGUUGCGUUCCGAGGUCAUUAUUUCUGGAUGCUAAAUCCAUUCACUCCCCCAUCUCCAGCUCGCAGAAUUACUGAAGUUUGGGGUAUUCCUUCCCCCAUUGAUACUGUUUUUACUAGAUGCAACUGUGAAGGAAAAACUUUCUUCUUUAAGGAUUCUCAGUACUGGCGUUUCACCAAUGAUGUAAAAGAUGCAGGGUAUCCCAAGCAAAUUGUAAAAGGAUUUAAUGGACUAAAUGGAAAAAUAGUGGCAGCUCUUUCAAUAGCUAAAUAUAAGAACAGGCCUGAAUCUGUGUAUUUUUUCAAGAGAGGUGGCAGCAUUCAGCAGUAUACUUACAAACAGGAACCUGUCAGGAAGUGCCCUGGAAGAAGGCCUGCUAUAAAUUAUUCUGUGUAUGGAGACACAACACAUGUCAGGAGACGUCGCUUUGAACGAGCCAUAGGACCUUAUCAAACACACACUAUCACUAUCCAGUAUACACCAGUCAGAGUUGCUUAUCAAGACAAAGGUUUCCUUCAUAAUGAAGUGAAAGUGAGUACUCUAUGGAGAGGACUUCCAAAUGUAGUCACCUCAGCUAUAUCACUGCCUAGUAUCAGAAAACCUGAUGGCUAUGAUUACUAUGCCUUUUCUAAGGAUCAAUACUAUAACAUUGAUGUGCCUAGCAGAACAGCAAGAGCAAUUACUACUCGUUCUGGGCAGACGCUAUCGAAAGUCUGGUAUAAUUGUCCUUAAACUGAUGGGCAAAGAAGAGUCAACUAAUUAAAAUGAAGCAAAGAAUGAUAAACUUUGACACUGAAAUACAGUUUAUUAAUAAAGAUGUUGAGAUGA